Messenger RNA from Drosophila kikkawai, 612 nucleotides. NCBI's taxonomy places the organism in Eukaryota, Metazoa, Arthropoda, Insecta, Diptera, Drosophilidae. The record is from RefSeq and is a predicted model, not a curated record.
AUGUUUCGACCUUCGCACUUGUCAAGGCAAAUACUUAUCCUUGUGACUAUUGUGAGCCUUACGGUUGAAAUUCAGUAUGAAUUUGAGUUUGAGGAUGACAAGAUAUUUACGAAAUGUCUCGAUAAUCCGAACGGGUUUAAGGAUAUAGAAGGAUUGUUUGAUCUUUCGAAUAUGACGUUUGAAUGGGGCGAAGAAGGUAUCGUCGUAAGUGGUAACAUGACAACUGUGUGGGAAGUAGAGCCAACUGAUCGCAUCGAGGUCCGUUCGCACACAUUACAUUGGGAACGUGGCUUUUGGCAACCGACAAUACUAAACAUUUUUGUUUUUGAUUUCUGCAAAGUUAUGUACGACAAGAACCAAAUAUGGUACAGUAUUAUGACACAGCAUGUCAUCAACGUGGAGGAAAUUCGGGACAAGUGCAUUAAUAAUAAAGGAACGCUUUUAAUGUUCGAAAAGUUUUUGAUGAAGGCCGAAUUGGGUAUAGGGAUGGUCCUCUCCUCUGGACGGUACCGAAUAGUAGUUAAUUUGGUUGCCAUUGACUUGAAUAAUAUUACACGACCAAAUGGAAUAUGUUAUGAAACAAUAGGGACAUUUUUUAAAAUCAAGAAUUGA